CAAUGUUUAUCGGGCUUGAGGACGUGUAUUUCGCAUUUGAAUUUUAUUUUUUACGAUAUAAUUCAGUCCUAGUAACUUGAUUUAUCAUAGAGUGUCUUUUGGUACUGAGAAUGUAGAGGUGCACGUAGAUUCCCUCUUGGCUAAGUGCUCAGGGUAGCGUACUCCAGUGCCCUACAUUCCAAUACUUUUUACUCAAAUGGAAGAAAGUUGUGCGUUUGAAACGUUUCUUUGGGAGGGUAUGCCAUAGGCUCUGGUUUGUGAUGGAAAAUAUUGAGUGGUGUCGCCGGGAUUAGUAACAAUAGCUAUGUAUACGCUGGUGGAGAUAGCCGUGAGCCUGGGGGUGCUCACCACUCUCGUCACGGUGCUCUCGGCUUGCGUCUGCGGCUGCAAAAAUUCCAAUCAAAAAAGUGAAUUGGUCGGAACAGCUGGUGUGGUCAAAAUACGUUUUGACGAGGAGGCACCGUCACCUACACCCACCACCCCGGCGUCUGUCAAGCGGGCUUCAACUCAGAACAGUCAGAGGAGUCUUCCGGAGAUCCCUCAUCCAAUGGGCAGGCACGACAGCGGCGACACUGCUUCAGAAAUAUAUGCUACUGUUAAUUUGGAUGAAGGUAACAAGGUUGCGGCGGCCGCGUCGACCAGUCGAGACCACCCAUAUGAACAUGCAUACGCUAAAUUACAGAAUCAAAUUGAUUCACACAACAUCACGGUAGAAAUAACGCCAGACGCGACGUCCGACACGGAGCUGCGUAUUGACGAGCGGGAGGCGAGUCAGUCAGGGCCGGAGUCGGUGGUGAUCUCGGCUUCCGUGGCCAUCAGCGGGCAGCUGCCUUCGAGCCAGGAGUUGCCCUACAUCACGCCGCCGUCGCCGCGCCCACAAGACGCCGGGCCCCACUUCAGCGGGGACUCUACUGAUUCUGCCAAGGGCUACACAAGCAUCUCAGUGCGCGAGCCGCUGAGCAACAUCCGUGCGCAGAGCACCAAGUCCACGGCGCUGCAGCCACACUACGCCACUGUGUCCGACGACUCCGACGAGAUGUACGCGGCGAUAGAAGAGGCGAGCGUGGGCGAGGGCUCGGACACGUACGCGCAGAUCAACCCCGAGCCGCGCCGCCGCCAGCCCGCGCCCGACCUCAUCGCAGACCACCACGCCAGAAGGAGCGCUCCACCAGAAAUCGGCGCCUCCACGGCCAAUGCUACACAUUCCAGACAAGCGUCUUCCUCAUCAUGUUCGAACUCGACGGGCGCGCUCGGCUCUCCGAAGCCGGAGAAGCGAUCCGCCAACUCCCCACUGCCUCCCCCACCGAGCGCAACACACGCCGCGCACACUGCACACACUUCACAUUCUGCACACACUUCACAUUCUGCGCACACUUCACACUCGUCACAUUCCACACACCCGUCUCACCCCGCGCAGCGAGUUACUGCUGAACAACGUCAACAUCAACGUAUAUCUAGCACAGGCGAUCUCUUCAACAACGAGAAACUACGUCGGAGCCUCAACGAGAAGCACCAGCGCAACAACAGCUGUGUCAGCUCGUCAGACUUCUACGGGUGCAACUACCCGGUGGAGAAGCACCGCUUUAGCUCGGGCGACAUCAUACGCCCGCUGGUCGCUAAAGAGCUCAACUUCGACAUCGACCAACGAGACAACCCUGCUGACAACCUCUACAACUCCAUAGACGGCCCCAACUACAGCGACUACUCCUCAGCCGACGCCAACACCACGGCCAACUCCGAACAACGCGUCACCGAAAGCCCGUCCCGAAAUGUCGAGGAAAUGUACGCUAAAGUCAUGAAAAGAGUAAAGGCUAAAGAAGAAGCGAGAAAGUCUAAAGACUUUACCGGUGACGGCGAACCGCACACGUCCAAAUUCCGCGGAGACGACCCCGGAUACGAAACCAUAGAUCGAAAGAAAUCCACCAAUCACGGGUACGAAACCAUCGCUCAUAAGGAAAGGAAGAUUUCUAACCAAGAUCCCGGGUACGAGACAGUCAAAGAGAUCAACAAGGCGUCCAAUUCAAACUUCAGCAACAAUAACCUGUUAAAAUUGAAUCACUUAACAGACAGCGGCCCUAACAGUAUAAUAAGCAGUGACGCAGGUUACGAACAUAUUUCUAAAACGGACAAUAACGCUUCGGACUCGGACCCCAACUACGAAGUGUUGAGGAACCAGCCGCCGACGCCGCCGUACGCGACCAUAGCUCCGAAUUAUAAAGUACAACCGACUUAUUCAACUGUGAACAAACGGCCCAGUAAGUAUAGCAACUGGCCGGUGAACAAUAACGAAGAACCGAGUGUGGAGCCCAACUACGAGUCCAUGCCGCACGACCCGCUCUACAACACUGGUAGUGAAUCAGAUCCUAAUUAUGAAUCGGUUCGACCGAAGGAUCCAAACUAUGAAAGCGUCAACCCUCAAGACCCAAAUUACGAAUCUUUGAGAUGUAAAGACCCGAAGUACGAGUCCGUGCGAUCUAAAGACUCCAAAUAUGACUCGGUGCGAUCCAAAACGGAUCCCAAUUAUGAGAGUGUCAAGUAUUUUGACGUUUCCAAGAAGGAGCCGCCCUAUGAACGGGUGAACAAUGAUAAAGCGACUGGUUCUGACUUGGAGAGAUCAGACUCGUCAGCGGGGUAUGAGAAAAUCAACGUCCCCCACAACAGGGACCCCAAAAGCAGUAUUAACAAUGGUGCUGACGGCACGGUCAGCGAUUACUUUCAAGUCUAACAGAGAUGAAAUAAAUGACUCGAAGACCACUCAGAUUGAGGUAUUAAUAUGAAUAUCCACCGUUGUAUUCAUAUAAUUUUGAGAUUGUACGUUUUUUUAUUAUAUUUUAUACAAACAAAACUCUACAAUGUAUUAUACCUCAAAGUUAGAUGAAUUCGUAUCUUCCUUAGGUAUCUGUGAUAUAAUAUUGAGUAUGGAUGUCUUAUUUAUUUUUACUCCUAUAGGAAGAUGGCUUUUCGAUGUCGGGAAAUUUUAGAAAUUGUUUAUUUUGACAUAAACCGGCUGACGUUUGUAAUACUUAUCAAUGGAUUGUGUGUUCAUAAGUAUAUCAGACCAGUAUACUUUUAUGAUUGUAUGUUGAAUGUACAAAAUGUAGAUUGUACAUAUUAUAAGUACUAAUUUAUAUUAACUUUUAAUAUCUAUAAUUUUAUAAUAAAGUACGAGUGAUUAGGAUUUGUGGAGUCAUGGAUUCUCCUAGAAAAGGACAACGAAUAUGUAAUCCAAUAAAAGUAUUAUUAGAGAAUGAUUAUCGGAAUGGUUAGCUUUGUUAGCCAAUGCAAUAAAUCAUAUAUCUUGGCUGCAUUUCAUCUAAGACUGUCUUUUAUUGCACAGCUUUAUUGGAAAAUAACACUCUUGUGUUGGUAUGCACAGUCCAAGAGUGCAAUUUUUCGAUGAAGUUUAUUUUUGAAGAAAUAUUUUACGUUGUGACUUUUUAUUAAUUAGUAUAAGCUUAUUGUUUUUAAUUACUGUUUCGUUGAUUUUUGUUAUAACAGUUAUUAAGAUUAUUAACAAUAAUUAAUUAAAAAAUAGGUGUCAUAUAUUUUCAGUUGGUAAGGUGGUUAUGUAAAGUAGUACCUGAGUAUAUUGUGUUAAUGUACAUUUUAGCUUGAAAGCGUAAGUGAGUCCUUGUUUAUCGGGCUGAGAAUGGUGAAGUCUGGUUCUAAAUUAAUUGAAACCAUGGUGUUCAUCGAGGUGCUAUACUAUCGUUACCUCAUUGAGAAAUUCGAUGCCUUCUUUAACAGAAACUCGAUAUAAAAAGACCUAUUCAAACAAACUCAAUUUUAUAUUGUAAAUAUUGAGAGAGAAACCGUUCUAUCGAGUCAUGUGUCAACAUGUUUCAUAGAACCAGGGUUCCAAAACAGCUCUGAAUGUGGGCUUAAUAUCAGCGGUACGAUGUACCCAACCAAUGCAAUGUUAACUUGUAUGAUAUUAUAAAUAUCACUCUAACAUUUAUUCCAUUUUAUACUUUAUCUUCGGACAUUUGUCAGUACAACCACAAAUAUACAUUUCUACCUGCACUUGUAUUUUCGAGAAUUGUAUCUUCUAUAUUCGAUUUAAAGCACUAUACUGUUUUUGUAAGAUUCUAAUUAACUUUUGUGGUUGCGUUGUACAGUCAAGAUACUCUUUAAAAUAAUUGAUCACGCUACUUAAAUAACUUUAAGUGAUAUCAAAGAACACCAUAAUUAUAUAAAUAUUAUUUAUCGCAUGGACUGUAAAUAUGAUUAUUAUUGGUAACAUUAUCUGUCUGUACUUCACCGUGGAUGGUGUUAGACAACUAAAAAAUAAUGUACUCAGCUUCUUAGAAAAAAAAAAAUCAUAAUGUAAUCAAUACUAGUAAUGACUGAUAUUUUUGGCAAAGCCAUAACAUUUUUAAAUAAAAUAGUAUUUCCUAUUAAAAUUAUAGUUGUCAACCACCGUCCUUUAUGAUGAAUUGUAAUAUCAGUAUUUGUGUAUUCUCCACAAACAAACACCAUUCCAUAUUUUAUAGAUCAAACAACAUAAAUACAUAUUUAAACGAAUAAAAUAUGCCAUAA
Molecule: messenger RNA, 4539 nt
Organism: Pectinophora gossypiella (pink bollworm)
Lineage: Eukaryota; Metazoa; Arthropoda; Insecta; Lepidoptera; Gelechiidae
Product: nuclear transcription factor Y subunit alpha
Exons: 10
Coding region: 305-2725 (806 amino acids)
Source: RefSeq, a predicted model, not a curated record